This is a messenger RNA of Rhodotorula toruloides NP11, 5607 nucleotides long. Its product is annotated as Mediator complex, subunit Med12. The transcript is spliced from 10 exons. Gene Ontology annotation, biological process: regulation of transcription by RNA polymerase II. Bases 1 to 5607 code for a protein of 1868 amino acids. The record is from RefSeq and is a predicted model, not a curated record. Gene Ontology annotation, cellular component: mediator complex. Gene Ontology annotation, molecular function: transcription coregulator activity. Lineage: Eukaryota; Fungi; Basidiomycota; Microbotryomycetes; Sporidiobolales; Sporidiobolaceae.
AUGUCCCGACCACCACCACAGAAGCGCACCCACCCACCGCCGCCCGCGCCCGCUCCCUCAUCCUCCUCCUCCUCGCUCCCCACCUCGUCCUCCUCGACCUCCGCAGGCCCACCCGCUGCUCCGGGCACACUGCAAACCACCCCAUCGACCUCUCACACGUUCCAUGCCUCGCCCUUGGAUGCUAUACUCGCCCAGCAGGGACUCGAGAGGUGGAGACUCAUGCCGCCGAGAUGGAGGGCGCCGUGGAUUGAGGACCGUCCCGCCGACUCUGGCGACGCUGGGACGACGGCAACGGGACAGCGAGCUGGGCGGACAACGGGAUUGAAGGCAGGAACGGGACUCAUGGCCGGUCGACCAGGCCUCCUCGCCUCCUCCUCCUCGUCCUCAACCGACCUAGACCCCUCCAACCUCGCCCAUUCACUCGCAGACGACUCGGCAGAACUCGCUGAACGAGCGGCGGUCAAGCUCUUUCCGGUUUUCUACCCGCCGAGGGACGGGAUGGACGAGGACCAGAUGGGCGAACAGGUUGUCAAGGCUGGGUAUGCGGCGAAACCGUCUGUGCAGGCCGAAACGUUCUCCGCACACCAACACAUCUACGACAAACUAAAGACGUCCGAUAUCCUCGGCAACCUCUCGCGCCUCGUCGCUGCAGUCCAAGCCAAAGCGGACGAGCGACUCCCCUCUUACGGCCCCUCUACAUUCCGCCUCCCCUCCCGAAUAACCCUCACCGACUCGAAACGGGAAGCCUGGUUCUCAGACCUCGCCUCUCCCUCCGUGCCCCUCUCGAAACUAAGUCGGAGCGUCCCGCAUGGAUAUAAAGGGGAGAAGGGGCUCGAUAUGUUGAGUAAGCGGAAGGUUGAAGUGGGACGGGCGGUGUGGUUCGUUAGGGCUUUUGGAGGGGUCGAGAUUCAAUCACUGUCCAAGACCCGCCCGCUCCAAACCGCCAUCUCGCUCUACACCUCGGAAUUCACCACCGUCGUCUCCGAAUUCGUCCGCAAACAACUCCACGAGACGAUCCUUCCUCCUUCUUCUUCUUCCCCUCUCCCCACGUCGACACCGGUAUCGAGCGUCCCGCCUUUGUUGGCGACGGCGACGGCUAGGCAGAGGAGCUCGAGUUUCUCGAAAUCGGCGGCGUCGGGGGCGGUCACGCCUGCGCUUGUACCGGCGGGUGUGGGCGCACCGAAUGGCUUGGAGUUGCUGGAUGAGGAGAAGCGCAAAGCGUGGGAGGACAAGUUUGAGUAUACCCUCCGACUCGUCUCGUCCCUCUACCACGAAUCCCUCCUCGACCGCCCCCAAUUCCUCCGCUUCCUCGUCUCCCUCCUCAUCCCUCCAACGCCGACUCCGCCAACACCAUCCGGAGCGACCUCGAUCCUAGGCUACCUGACGUUCGUGCUGGUGUUGGUGGAGGAGUAUUGGACGGAUCUGGGGGAGAACGAUCCGGCGCUCGGGAGGUUCGCGAGGGGGUGUUUGGAACGACUUGCGGAGCUCGACCACGCCCCACCCUCGUCCCUCCUCGACCACGUCCGCUCAACCCUCCACGCCCUCCUGCGCUCUGCGUUCCUCGCGAACCCAGACUCGUUCGUCCCGCUCCUUCCUUCCCCUCUCGUCUCUCCUGCUUCGUCCUCGUCCGCGGCGAUGGUGGGGGAGAGGUUGAGGGGGAUCUUGCUGGAGGAUGUGGCGCGUGGGAAGAGUGGAGAGGAAGAUGAACUUGAUCGCGAGGCGAGGGAGACGAUCGAGGCGGACUUGGAGGAGCUCUCUGUGCGCCGAGGAGCGUUGCGUGCUGCGCUGGCCCUCCCGCUACAGUCGGCGGCAAAGGAGGAGGCAGAGAAGGAAGAGGACAGGGCGAGUGAUCAGGCUGUCCUUAACGCGAUUGAGCGGCUGGACGAGAUCGAGUUUCCUGUGCGGAUUGCGGAGGUACACAAGGCCAUCUUCGUCGACACGUCCGUCCGCCCACUCGCGUCCUCCUCGAAACCCUCCUCCUCGACCCCGUCGCCGCCCGCCCCGCCCCUCUCGCUCGCACACGCCCUACCCCUCUUCUUCACCUACUCAACCGCCACCCCUUCUCGUCCUUUCCAAGCCCCUCACCGUCGGUACGCCGUCUCGCGCCUCAUCGCACUCGAGAUCGACCGCCUCUCGAGCGGGAAGAGGAGGGUUACGCGUUCGGCGCCGGGUGAGGCGAGGGUACCGAGUGUGGAGGAUGCGUUCGUCAAGUGGGUGGAUGAGCGGUUUGCUGCGUCGGAGGAGGGAGGAAGUCAGACCCUGCGCGGGUCGGUGCGGUCGUUGUUGGAGGAGUUGCUCAGGGCGGGAGUCGUCUCCUAUGGCGCUUAUCUGCAGCGCAUGAUCGCCCGCGGCGAGACAGAGCGUCCUCUCUCCUCCUCUUCGGGGGACGAGGCCGUCGAGUCGAUCCAUUUGUGGAUGUUGAGGACUGUGGCGAUGGAGGCUGCGACUGGAGGCGGAGGAGCGAGGAGACGAGUUGCGCUUGGAGGACAGGAAGGGGUGGAGCGCGCGUUGCGCACGGAGGAGCGGAUCCGACUCGCCAGAACCGAACUCGACCGACUCGUCUUCUCGCCCACUUCCGCACCACUCUCCACCACCUCCUCUUGCGACACCUUGUUCGACACGGUCCGUGCCUUGACGGGAGAAGGAUCGCAGUGGGUCUUGACGCGCGAUGUGGUGCCGGAGGGGUUGUCGAGCAGGCUUGAGCCGGAGACGGGAAAGUUGAGGAUUGAAAGAGAGGAGAUGGCGGUUGUUGUGGCGGUUUAUGAGGUCGCGCAGGAUUGGUCGGGUCUUCUGCAGCUCUUCCUCGUUCUCCUCCAGCUCUCGCCGCCGCCGUCGGUCGUCUUGCACAUAAUCGACAUCGUCGAAGGACACCUCGACGUCUGGAGUUCGCUCGACGUUCUCGCAGACCUCGGUACAGCGGUUCUAGGUGCAUUCGACUCGCUGAAGGCAGUCGAAGGUCCGCAUCGCCGUCGACUACUCUCCUUCCUCCAGUCGCUCGCUGCGGCAGGAUAUCUCCCCGCACAAGCGAAGGAGACGAUCGAUACCGAGAUGCGCAACCUUUCGCUCCCCUCGCCCGCUUCGACCCUUUCCGCCUCGAACCCCAAAACUCCGCCCCUCCCAUCCCCUCUCCCGGAGAUCCAGACUCUCCUCGUCGACUCCUCCGACGUCGCCAUCGCUCAGCUCGCAUCGACCCUCUGGUUCCGCUACCAUAGCCACCCAGAUUGGGCCAGCGCGACACUCGAAAGCGUCCUACACAUCCUCCCUCAACUUGACGGCGUCGAACCAGCCAUCGCCGUCCUGCAGACCGUGCACGACCGCAUCUGUGCAGGGAUCGGCCCGGCUGUCGUGCGGUGGGCGGCAUCGUUGAGCGCGACCGCGGCUGCGACUGUCCUGGGGGGCGAAGGCGGGUCGAGGGUCGCGGGGCUGUUCGGCCGGCUCGUCGUCGAAGGCGUCCUGUCGGCGCCAUUCGUGCUCGACAAGGUGGUUUUGCCCGUGCGACGAGCACUUCUGAGUCAACUCACCGCCUCGACGGAAGCGGCCGCUGCAUCGAUCGACCCGACCGUCUUCCGCGCCCUGCAGUGCUCGCAUGCGAUCCUGUCAAGCGUCAUCGCCCUUCCACAAUCUCGCGACGGAAGAGAUGCGAUGGAGACGGAUGAGGCGGACCAGACGCCACCUCCGACACCCGCAACUCUCGCCUCCGAGCAACGCCUGCACUCUCGUCGGACCGCGCUCGGCACUCGCGCAGCACUCCCCGCCGUCGCGCAAGCGAUCUCUCUCCUCGUCAUCGAGCAGGAAGUUGCGAACGUCCUCGCGGUCGAGGAUCUCGCACGCCCAGCGUCCGACUUUCUCGUCCAGCUCGGCGCGCUGCCGGAGCUCCAGACGCUCUUUACGCGCGACCCGAAAGCGCUGAGGGACGGCAUGCUGAGGAGUCCAGCGCUUGCGAGCAUUCCGAAGAUCGAGACGUUCCGACCGAAGCUGUUACUCGGCUUGCUGGCAAUGCUCAAGGACGGAGGAGCUUCUACACCGGCCAACCUCGUCUCGACCGAGGACUGGGACGUCUUCCUCUCCGGCCUCACGCUCUGGCGCCUCGCGGUCUCCAAGGUCGAGGUCGAAGCGUCUCUCGAGCGCCUCGAGUCGGACACUGCGAUCAGCGCCGCAGACAAGGCUGCGGCUAUGCAUACGCUGUCAGAGCACUUCCUCGACAGGAUCUGCGGCGGGACGGGCCAGUCUUUCCUCGGCGAGCAGAUUGUUCGCUGCUACGAUGGCGGGGCAGCUUCCGAAGAGCUCGUCAGCGUCGCCUUCGAUCGUCUUGCGGACGCACUCGACGCCCUCGCUCAGUCCGCAGGCUCGCGCGAGGACGAAGAGCAGUCUCUUCGUACCCUCAGCACCGUCGCUGGACUGCUCGACACCUUGCAGCAAGGCGGGCAGCUCGCGGCUCGCGACAGCGCCAUCGAACGCCUUCUCACGGCGAUUAAGGCGUGCAUCUGCCUCGAACAACUCGGGCGGACUGCCAAAGACGGCACCGUCAAAGAGGCCAGUGCGGAGCUGGUCAUCCUCUUCCUCGUCCACCUCGUCUCGGUCGCCUUGCGAUGUGCGAAGCUGCCCGCGCCUCGAACCAUCGCCGAGCUCUUCCGUGACUGCCUCGCGCCGCUGGUCAGGCUUUCAGCAACGCUGUCCAAGGGGACGAACCGCGACUUCCAGCUCUCGACGCUUCUGCUCGACGCGUGCUCGCACAUCAUCUACGCCUUGCCCGAUCUCAGUGCACUAGUCCGCGUUCCGACCCUACUGACCCUCCUGAACCCGAGUCUCACGAACCCGCCUCUCGCAAUCGACUUCAUCCCCGACGCAACCUUCUCUCGCCUCACCCACCUCUUCGGACCCUACGCUCCCUCUUCUCUCGUUCCGAACCCCUGGGAGCUUCUCGACCACACCGACCCGUCGUCGGCCUCGACUGCGCUAGUUCGCAAAUCGUCGCAACCGCCUCUCCAGCUCAUCAACGCCGGCCCGAUCGACCUCGCUGCCUUCCGAGCCAAAAUCAUCGAGACCAUCCCCGCCGUCACCGCUCUCGAUGCCGUCAGCACCAUUAGCACCGGCUCGUCCGGCACGAACGCGACGGCUGCGUCGCACUUCGAGCGCGGCAGGCAGACCAACUUCGACUUCGAGACGCCCUGCACGACAUUGUCGAUCGCUGCGCGGGACCAUCGGCGCACGACGGCCGUCACGAGAAUGUUGGCGAGCCGCAUCGACGCCGGGAGCGUCGCUGCCGCUGCAUCGGCCGCUGCCGCAGCUCAGGCAGCAGCAAUCGCUCAAGCAGCCGGCGUCAACGCCAAUACUCGCAAGCGACCAGCACCCGGCAGCGGCGAGUCGACGGGUCGGCAAGCUCCCGCACCGCCAGUUGCGACCGCCUCGUCUGCCGCUACGAGCGGUCGCGGUGCCAAGCGCAAGUCGACGACCGAGGUGGUCGUUCUUGACAGCGACGACGAGGCUGAGGCACCGUCGAAGCCGAAGAAGGCCAAGGCGAACGCGGGCGGCACGACGGGACGGACGGGCGGGAAGACGACCGCGUCGAAGGUGCCGGCAAGCAAGACGACCAAGCGCAAGAAGUAG